CAACUAAAGCAAGACCACAUAGUUAUGCAUAUAAAUGCCUCAUUUAGGAACAAGGAAUGAAGAAUAAGUAGAGCCGACAGAUAACCGAUCCACCAAAUUAGUUAGAACCACCGUAACAUUGGACACGUUCAAGUAUAUACAAGCGACUAAAAGAAGGCCACGUAGAUUUUUUCUCUCCAUGUCUUUUGAACAAAUAAAAAACUAUAUACGAAAAGAAACAUGCUGCAUACACAUAAAACCUCAACCAGACAUGGGGCAUGAAGAAUAAGUAGAGCCUACUAUUACUAUUUCUAGCUAGCAUCAUGGUAAUGUCUGCGCUACUGAAGUUCCUCUUCCCACCGCCGCCGUCUCUGGUGGUUUCAGCCUUGUCCGUGGUGAACCUGGUGUCGCUGACGAGCGGAGGGUUCUCGGAGAUGAGAGGGAAGCAUAUGAAUUAUUCCAAAUUCUGGAAUGCCACCACCGCCAACUCUGCUAAACAGAUCAAGCUGUCAAGCAGAGCUGCGAUGCUGAUGCUCUACACUCCCGCCUUUCUUGCCGGUGUCGCUUCGUUCUUCAUCUUCCCUAACGAGGGGCUCAGAUCUACCCUCCUCCAAUCUGCUCUCACCCUCCAUUUCUUCAAGAGAGACUUAGAGGUAUUGUUUGUCCACAAAUAUAGUGGCUACAUGUAUCUUGAUUCUGCAAUCCCCAUCACUCUGAGUUAUUUUAUAUCAGCUGCAACUAUGACCUAUAGUCAGCACCUAACGGUAACAGAGGGGCUUCCACAGCCACAAAUUGAUCUCAUGUACCCUGGGGUUGCGGUGUUCCUCAUUGGUAUCAUUGGAAACCUCUACCACCAUUAUCUCCUUUCGAAACUGCGAGGGGUGGGCGAAAAGGAGUACAAGAUUCCAAAGGGUGGCUUGUUUGGGCUUGUUAUAUGCCCUCAUUACCUCUUUGAAAUCACUAUGUUCUACGGGAUUUCAAUGAUUUCUCAGACUGUGUAUUCAUUGUGUUUUACCAUAGGCACCACUUUCUAUUUGGUUGGAAGGAGCUAUGCAACGAGGAAAUGGUAUCUCUCUAAGUUUGAAGAUUUCCCUAAAAAUGUUAAGGCUGUUAUCCCAUUUGUCUUCUAAAUGUUGCUAGGAACGGUUAAUUCAUGAAUGAAUUGCAGGUCUUAUGUUGGAUACAUUGCAACUACACUCUCUUCGGCUGAUCAAAUGUGUUUUGUUAAUUAGGUCUUAGUCAUAUAUUUUUUAUGUAUUUGAGGAUGUCUC
This is a messenger RNA of Arachis duranensis, 1250 nucleotides long. Its product is annotated as steroid 5-alpha-reductase DET2-like. The transcript is spliced from 2 exons. The record is from RefSeq and is a predicted model, not a curated record. Gene Ontology annotation, molecular function: oxidoreductase activity, acting on the CH-CH group of donors. Lineage: Eukaryota; Viridiplantae; Streptophyta; Magnoliopsida; Fabales; Fabaceae. Gene Ontology annotation, biological process: lipid metabolic process. The coding region runs from base 303 to 1109 and encodes 268 amino acids.